GGCUUGGACCGACAGCAGCUGCUCUUUCUUUCCUUCUCUUUCCUUUCGUGGGUUUUGGGACACAUCAAACAUUUAGCUGUGUCGGAGACGAACGCUUACUGGGUCGGACACAUCUGCCUUUUCUGCAUUGGACUCAUAUUUGCUCGCCAAUUUACCUCCUUUCUGGACUCUGUUUUGCACUCGCGCCACGCUUAACCUGCGGUCCUACGCUCCUCGCCCUGCUUAUCAUGCUCCCACUCUAAACAGAGUUCAUAGUCCGCCAAGCAAUUCUGUUGUUUCAUAAUCUCUCGCUGGCUUCUCUGCUUUGAAUGAAAGCGAGAAUUUUGAUAUUUCCAGAUGGCGUGGACUGAGAAAAAUAAUGGAAAUGGGAGAGAGCAGGGAUCUAUUGGAGAUAAUGGUUUCUUGAAAGGGUCACAGCCUUCUCCUAGUGCAAGUGGCUCUCCUGUUGGUAUAACUGCACCAUUGAAGGUUUUUGAAGGGAAGGAUGAUCUCUCCUAUGCCAACAUUCUUCGUUCCAGAAACAAAUUUGUUGAUGCUCUUGCUAUUUAUGAGUGUGUCUUGGAGAAAGAUAGUGGAAACGUUGAAGCUCACAUUGGAAAGGGCAUAUGCCUGCAGAUGCAGAACAUGGGAAGGCUUGCUUUUGAUAGUUUUGCUGAGGCAGUCAGGAUGGACCCACAGAACGCAUGUGCCCUCACGCAUUGUGGUAUGUUGUUCAAAGAUGAGGGUCGGCUGGUAGAGGCUGCUGAGUCAUAUCAGAAGGCUCUGAGAGCAGAUCCUUCAUACAAACCAGCUGCAGAAUGCUUAGCCAUUGUCUUAACAGAUCUUGGUACAAGCUUAAAGCUAUCUGGCAAUACACAGGAGGGAAUACAGAAGUAUUAUGAAGCUCUUAGAAUAGAUCCACAUUAUGCGCCUGCAUAUUAUAACCUUGGUGUUGUGUAUUCUGAAAUGAUGCAAUAUGACACUGCCCUUAAUUGCUAUGAGAAGGCUGCAUUGGAGAGGCCCAUGUAUGCUGAAGCUUAUUGCAAUAUGGGUGUAAUCUACAAAAACCGAGGUGAUUUGGAGUCAGCUAUUGCCUGUUAUGAGAGGUGUCUAGCUGUGUCACCAAACUUUGAGAUUGCAAAGAAUAAUAUGGCAAUUGCUUUGACAGAUUUAGGAACAAAGGUUAAAUUGGAGGGAGACAUCAAUCAAGGUAUUGCAUAUUACAAGAAGGCUUUGUAUUACAAUUGGCACUAUGCUGAUGCCAUGUAUAAUCUUGGUGUUGCAUAUGGUGAAAUGCUGAAGUUUGAUAUGGCAAUUGUGUUUUAUGAGCUUGCUUUCCACUUCAAUCCUCACUGUGCCGAGGCUUGCAACAAUUUAGGAGUAAUAUACAAAGACCGAGACAACCUUGAUAAAGCUGUGGAGUGUUAUCAGAUGGCUUUAUCAAUCAAGCCAAACUUCUCUCAGUCGUUGAACAACCUUGGUGUAGUCUACACAGUCCAGGGUAAAAUGGAUGCUGCUGCAAGCAUGAUUGAGAAGGCCAUCAUGGCGAAUCCCACUUAUGCUGAAGCAUAUAAUAACCUAGGGGUCCUUUACAGAGAUGCAGGAAAUAUAGCUAUGGCCAUUAAUGCUUAUGAGCAAUGCCUUAAGAUAGAUCCUGAUUCUCGCAAUGCAGGCCAGAAUCGGUUGCUUGCAAUGAACUACAUAGAUGAAGGACAUGAUGAUAAGCUUUUUGAGGCUCACAGGGAGUGGGGUAGGCGCUUUAUGAGGUUAUAUUCACAGUACACUUCAUGGGACAAUCCAAAGGAUCCAGAAAGGCCACUUGUGAUUGGAUAUGUAUCUCCAGACUAUUUUACCCAUUCUGUGUCUUAUUUCAUUGAGGCCCCCCUGGUAUAUCAUGACUAUGCAAAUUACAAGGUGGUGGUUUAUUCAGCAGUUGUGAAGGCUGAUGCAAAGACUAAUAGGUUUAAGGAGAAAGUCUUGAAAAAGGGUGGUUUAUGGAAGGAUAUAUAUGGAAUUGAUGAAAAAAAAGUGGCAAGCAUGGUUAGAGAAGAUAAAGUUGACAUAUUGGUAGAACUUACUGGACAUACAGCUAACAAUAAAUUGGGAAUGAUGGCAUGCCGACCAGCACCUGUCCAGGUAACUUGGAUUGGCUACCCAAACACAACUGGUUUGCCUACCAUUGAUUAUAGAAUCACUGAUUCACAGGCAGACCCUCCAGAUACAAAGCAAAAGCAUGUGGAGGAGUUGGUUCGUCUACCCGAAUGCUUCCUUUGUUAUACACCAUCCCCAGAAGCUGGGCCUGUUUGUUCAGCUCCUGCACUUGCUAAUGGCUUCAUUACAUUUGGUAGCUUUAAUAAUCUGGCAAAGAUAACUCCGAAGGUACUACAAGUUUGGGCUAGGAUACUCUCUGCAGUACCAAACUCUCGCCUUGUGGUUAAAUGCAAGCCAUUUUGUUGUGAUAGUGUUAGACAGAGAUUCCUUUCAACAUUGGAGGAGCUGGGAUUAGAAUCAUUGCGAAUUGAUCUUUUACCUCUAAUUCUUCUUAACCAUGAUCAUAUGCAAGCAUAUUCUCUCAUGGACAUUAGUUUGGAUACAUUUCCAUAUGCUGGAACAACGACAACAUGUGAAUCUCUAUACAUGGGAGUUCCAUGUGUAACUAUGGGUGGUGCAGUACAUGCUCAUAAUGUUGGUGUGAGUCUCCUCAGCAAAGUUGGGCUGGGACAUCUGGUUGCCAAAGAUGAGGAUGAAUAUGUCCGGUUGGCUUUGCAGCUUGCUUUGGAUAUACCAGCUCUUGCAAACUUGAGAACGAGUCUUAGGGAUCUUAUGUUAAAGUCUCCUGUCUGUGAUGGACCCAACUUCGCACUUGGUCUAGAGUCCACAUACCGGAACAUGUGGCGUAGAUAUUGUAAGGGUGAUGUGCCAUCUUUAAAGCGCAUGGAACUCCUUCAAGAGGGGAUUUCUGAAACAUCACCUAUCAAAAACUCUGAGCCAACAAGUAUCCCAUUCUCAGUAGAGGGCCCUCCUGAAUCUGUCAAGGCAAAUGGAUUUAUUGCAGUCCCAUCAUCUACUGUGAAUCACUCUUGUGAGGAAAAUGGGAGUUGCAGUCGGUUGAAUCAUACUUCAGACAAGCUGAGCUGAACUAAAUUGUCUUGGUGGAUUAUAUAAGGUGUGUGUGUGGAGACAUGCUUGGAAUGUAAUACUGACAUGGUAGACAGAGCCUCCGGUCUGUAUAAUAUUGUGGCUGUAUCUUGAAGAGAAGUGUCGACGCCGUGGCAACCCUAUAUUUCAUAUGAUCGGAUCAUUUUUUGUGGGGAGGGUGCUGGCAAUUGUCGGUAUCUGGAUUUUUUCCCCUUUCAUGCCAAAGCAGUGAAAUUAGGAAGGGAAUCUGUAGGCUGUUACGAGUAGGACCGGACCUGUAACAUUUUUUCUCUCCAUGGUAUCAUAGAGUUAGUGAUGGCUUGUAAAUUGUAAGGUGAGUUUCUCUUUUUUCAGAUUUUAAAAUGGCUGGGUUAGAUCAGCAGAGGGGCAGAUUCAGGUUAUGAUUCAGUAUAUAUAUGAAAUAUUAAUCACAGGAUUCACUGAUACAAGUUCUAUUAUUGUCAACUGUAGGUUUUAGAUUUGCAGCUUUGGAGUUCAAUGAAAAAUACUAUUUUUUUCA
Messenger RNA from Manihot esculenta (cassava), 3637 nucleotides. Its product is annotated as probable UDP-N-acetylglucosamine--peptide N-acetylglucosaminyltransferase SPINDLY. The transcript has 18 exons. The record is from RefSeq and is a predicted model, not a curated record. Gene Ontology annotation, molecular function: protein binding. NCBI's taxonomy places the organism in Eukaryota, Viridiplantae, Streptophyta, Magnoliopsida, Malpighiales, Euphorbiaceae. The coding region runs from base 337 to 3117 and encodes 926 amino acids.